Molecule: messenger RNA, 2223 nt
Organism: Lagenorhynchus albirostris (white-beaked dolphin)
Lineage: Eukaryota; Metazoa; Chordata; Mammalia; Artiodactyla; Delphinidae
Gene: HIPK4
Product: homeodomain interacting protein kinase 4
Exons: 3
Coding region: 510-1973 (487 amino acids)
Biological process (GO): peptidyl-serine phosphorylation; peptidyl-threonine phosphorylation
Cellular component (GO): cytoplasm; nucleus
Molecular function (GO): ATP binding; protein serine/threonine kinase activity; protein tyrosine kinase activity
Source: RefSeq, a predicted model, not a curated record
UUAUCACAGGAUGUGGUAAAGCCACAGGAAGAUUCUGAGCAGGAGAGGGACGUGAUCUGACUUAGGUGGUCACAGGGUCCCUCGGGCUGCAUGUGAGAAGCAGACUGGAGGGAGAGAGAGGAACAGGGAGACCAGCAAGGAGGCCCUUACAUUAGUCUAGCCAGGGGGAGGACAGGACUAGGUUGGGGCUGUGGCUGGGAUGCAGAAUGGGCAGAACAGAAGGUGUUCUGCUGGGGCUGCCCUUCUUUGAGAAGGUGGACGUGUGGUCCCUGGGCUGCAUCAUGACUGAGCUGCACCUGGGCUGGCCCCUCUACCCAGCCGGCAAGAUUUGCUGAUGGACAAGGCGUGGGGUGAGAGAGAAAGAGACAGGUCUUAACCCUCAUGGACAUAAGUUCUAGUGGAGACAAACAGAGACAGAGAGACAAGUACGCAAACCAGAGACAAAGGCUGGAGGAGACAGAUAGGGACGUAAACAAGAGAUCAAGAUUCACAGAUGUAGCGACAGUCAGAUGGCAGAUGCAGAAAGACACUGGCCAGAGAUGCCGGGAAGGCUCAGAUCGAGCGGCUGUCCCGGCCCACUUGCCUCCCUCCCUCCCUCCGCUCAGGUCAUCGACUUCGGCUCGGCCAGCAUAUUCAGCGAGGUGCGCUACGUCAAGGGGCCGUAUAUCCAGUCUCGCUUCUACCGGGCCCCCGAGAUUCUGCUGGGGCUGCCCUUCUGUGAGAAGGUGGACGUGUGGUCCCUGGGCUGCGUCAUGGCUGAGCUGCACCUGGGCUGGCCCCUCUACCCAGGCAACAACGAGUACGACCAGGUGCGCUACAUCUGUGAGACCCAGGGCCUGCCCAAGCCCCACGUGCUGCACGCCGCCUGUAAGGCCCACCACUUCUUCAAGCGCAACCCUCACCCCGACGCCGCCAACCCCUGGCAGCUGAAGUCCUCGGCCGACUACCUGGCUGAGACCAAGGUGCGCCCACUGGAGCGCCGCAAGUACAUGCUCAAGUCACUGGACCAGAUAGAGGUGGUGAACGGCGGCAGGGCAGUCCGUCGGCUGACCUUCCCCGACCGCGAGGCGCUGGCGGAGCACGCCGACCUCAAGAGCAUGGUGGAGCUGAUCAAGCGCAUGCUGACGUGGGAGUCGCACGAGCGCAUCAGCCCCAGUGCCGCCCUGCGCCACCCCUUCGUGUCCAUGCAGCAGCUGCGCAGCGCCCAUGAGACCACCCGCUACUACCAGCUCUCGCUGCACAGCUGCCGCCUCUCCCUGCAGGUGGAGGGCAAGACGCCUAUGUCUGCCGUGGAUGCCGCGGAAGACAGGCCCCCCUACUACGGUCUGGCCGAGGAGGAGGAGACCGUGGGUCUGGGCGGCGGGCCUUUGUUCCGGGAGGAGAAGGCACCGGGCGUGCAAAAGGCCAUCGAUCAGCUGGACGACUUGAGUCUGCAGGAAGCGGGGAGUGGGCUGUGGGGCGAGACCCGCACCGACGUCGUCCCCGACGUGCUGGCCCCGCUCAAGGCCGCUGCUGCCGGCCGCUGGGUGCCCGACUCCGGCCCCGAGCCCAUCCUGGCCUUCUACGGCAGCCGCCUGGCAGGCCACCGCAAGGCCCACAAGCCACCCACAGGCUCCAAGUCCAACUUCAGCAACCUCAUCCGGCUGAGCCAGGCCUCGCCCGAGGAAGACGCCCCGUGCAGGGGCGGCGGCUGCGCGGAAGGAGAGCGGCGAGGGGCCUCUGCGGAGCUGCCUGCCAUCCCGCAGUGGGACAGGGAUGGGCCGGACAUCAAGGACAUGACCGUGGAUGCUGAGAGGCCAGGCCAUGAGUUCUUCGACCUCAGCAGCUGUCCUGGGGAAUGGCUGGGUCAGCCAGACUGGACCCUGGAGGGCGUCGGGGGGCCACGGGCUCAGGGGCUCCCACCACGCCACACCCACCCGCAUGGUCCACCCCGGGCCACCAGCUUUGUGCAGCACGUCGGCGGGCACCACUGAUGGUGACUCCACCCCUGCCCAUCACUGGGUGAUGCGCUAGCGGGGCUGGCAUCCCCUCCUCAGAGCUAUCCCCUGAACCGACAAAUUAUUCUUACAGAAAGAUAAUUAUCCAGAAAUGCCCCAUUCCCCCCGCCCCGCUCACAGUGCAUGCCUUGCACACACACCCCAAACACAGGAGGGUUUUGGGGUCUGGCCCGUGGCCCCCUCGGCCAGAGGGACGCAGGAAGGGGGCUGCACCCCACUGGCCCUG